This is a messenger RNA of Clunio marinus, 291 nucleotides long. The record is from the annotation of a GenBank genome assembly. Lineage: Eukaryota; Metazoa; Arthropoda; Insecta; Diptera; Chironomidae.
AUGGUCGUCGAUGUUUUGGACGGAUAUUUAUUUAUGUUCUUUAGUGCUUCCAUUAGCAUCGACGACAACAAAAACACUUAUGGUGAUGCCUUAAACUUACGAAAGUUGGAUUGGAGAGGAGGUGGGUUUGUUAUUGAUUACUUCUUAAUGGCUUUGUGGAGGGAGAUCAAGGAUAUAAAUUUUAUUAUCAGAUCUUUAAGACUUGACUUUAAUAUCGUGCAAAAAUUAAUUAAAGUUUCGCUAACUUAUCAAGCAGUUGAAUUAUGGGAAAAACUUUUCACUUAUAAUUAA